ACAUGACACCAUCAGAAACUCCAGCAACUGGUGGGUGGCAGUGACAUGACGCCAUCAGACCACGCCCUCGUCUUUGUCGACAACCAAGACACACAGAGAGCUGGACAUCUGCACUUCAAUAGCCCCCUGCCCUAUAUGCAAGCGGUGGCCUUCACCUUCGCCUAUGACUACGGACUUCCGGUUCUGACGAGCAGCUAUUAUUUCCUUGAUGCCGAGACACCCCCUCCUCAUGACGGUGACGUCAUAAAGGACGUCAUAAUCAACAACGAUGGGACCUUUGACAAUGGUUGGGUGUGUGAACACAGAUUUGCUAUAGUGUUUGGAGCAAAGUGA
Physella acuta is the source of this 333-nucleotide messenger RNA. RefSeq names its product alpha-amylase-related protein-like. The record is from RefSeq and is a predicted model, not a curated record. NCBI's taxonomy places the organism in Eukaryota, Metazoa, Mollusca, Gastropoda, Physidae.